CGAGGGAGUCUGCCCCGCCCGGAGCCGGCGGCGCGAGCAGAAAUGAGCAGCAUGGACUCCUAUAAAGUGAUGCUGGAUGGGCCGGCGCCCUGGGGGUUCAGGCUGCAGGGGGGCAAGGACUUCAACAUGCCCCUCUCCAUCUCCAGGCUGACCCCUGGUGGCAAGGCAGCCCAGGCCGGCGUGGGAGUGGGCGACUGGGUGCUGAGCAUUGAUGGGGAGAACACCAGUAGCAUGACUCACAUCGAAGCGCAGAACAAGAUCCGCGCCUGCGGAGACCAGCUUUCCCUCAGCCUGAGCAGAGUCCAGUGCCUCCUGGGGAAGCCACACAAGGAGUCAUUCCCCUGCUCUCAGCCCCCGAAAUAUAACUUCGUUCCUAGCACCACCCUCAACAAAACGGCCCGGCCCUUUGGGGCCAGCCCCGCACCCAACUCGCUGCCUGGGCUGGUGACGAAACCUGUGACGUACACGGCCCCUGCCUGCACCCCCCAGCACAAUGGGUGCAGAACCUUGACAAGUCAGGUCGGUGCCGGCCCCAGCCCGCCAGAGGGGAAAACUCAGCCCCGUGGAGACCUGGGCCGCUCCUACAUGGAGGAUGAGCACGCUCUGCGGCUAAUGAGCCCCCCCACCGGCCUGCCCAAUGACUCCAGCAAAAAGCGGCUGAUUGAGGAUACGGAGGACUGGCAGCCUCGCACUGGCACAACCCAGUCCCGCUCCUUCCGCAUCCUGGCCCACCUCACGGGCACAGAGUUCAUGCAAGAUCCAGAUGAUGAGCAUGUUAGAAAAGCCAGCCAGGUGUCUGGGCUGGACCCGUCUGCGGUGGCGGCGCUGAAGGUGGAGCCUGAUCACGGUUCUGCAGCUCCCAGGCCCCUAGCUGCUCUGGGCCCUGCCAGCCGCCCCCCCUGGGCUGUGGAUCCUUCCUUUGCUGAGCGCUAUGCGCCCGACAAGACCAGCACCGUGCUGAGCAAACACAGCCAGCCGGCCAUGCCCACGCCCAUGCAGAACCGCAGCUCCAUCGUCCAGGCCGCGCAGCAGCCCUCUGAGGGCACCAGCAAAACCCCCAUCUGCUACCAGUGCAACAAGGUCAUCAGGGGACGCUACCUGGUGGCCCUGGGGCAUUACUACCACCCGGAGGAGUUCAUGUGCUGCCAGUGCAGGAAGGUGCUGGACGAGGGGGGCUUCUUUGAGGAGAAGGGCUCGGUCUUCUGCCCCAAGUGCUACGACAUGCGCUACGCCCCCAGCUGUGCCAAGUGCAAGAAGAAGAUUGGUGGGGAGAUCAUGCAUGCGCUGAAGAUGACGUGGCACGUGCAGUGCUUCACCUGCGCUGCCUGCAGAACUCCCAUCCGCAACCGCGCCUUCUACAUGGAGGAGGGGCAGCCCUACUGCGAGAGAGACUACGAGAAGAUGUUUGGCACAAAAUGCCGCGGCUGCGACUUCAAGAUCGAUGCUGGUGACCGGUUCCUGGAGGCGCUGGGAUUCAGCUGGCAUGACACCUGCUUCGUGUGUGCAAUCUGCCAGGUCAGCCUGGAAGGGAAGACGUUCUACUCCAAGAAGGACAAACCCCUCUGCAAGAGCCAUGCCUUCUCCCACGUGUAAGGGGAGGCUCCCGCUGCCACACUGCACCCGUUGGCCCUGCACACACCUGUCUCUGCCCCUUCUCUUGCUCCAUGGGGCCCCAGGGAGCAGGGGCUGGAGCUGCCACUCCCUGUGCCACUUCUGGCCUGGGCGGCGCCCUGCUCUGGCCUGCCUGGGUGGCAAAGCGGAGCCUGCUGCUCUCUUGCCCCUCAAUGGCCUGUCUUCUGUCUGGGCUGUUCUCUACCCCUCUGGUGUCUCACCUGGGCCCACAGGGGGACCAGGCAGUGCUGGGGCCACCUCUCCCCUCCCUUCUGUACCCACAGCCAACGGAGCCAGGCACCUCCCCUGGGGGCUGGACCUACCCCAUGCUGAGCCCAAGGGGGGGAGAGGCUUGCUGGAGCAGGGCUGCUCUGACCCUAUGGGGUGGCCAGCUGGAUCCACCCUUUUCCCCCUCCCCACGCCCCCAACAUGGGACUGGUGCCUCUCACCUGGCCAGGCUGCUAGCUGGCUGGAAGCUGUGGGGUGGGUGGGGGGAUCCUGUAGGGCUGCUCUGUUCCCCCUUAUCAGGGGCCCUGGCCUUGCUGCAAGCCCCUAGGCUUGCUGUGCAGGCAGCCCUUACUUCAUGGGCAGGGCACACGUACAGUCCCCGAGCCUAGGCCUGCCUGGUGCCUGCUCUUGGCUGUCCUGGAAGGAGCUAGUCCACGCCAGCCCCAUAGCUGCACUGGAUACUACUGGCCUUGUUCCCUGCCACCACGCAGCUGCUGUCCUGCCUGGGCUACACACUGGGCCUGGCCCCACAGCCCCCCGAGGGCUGCUGAGAGGUGGGGUGGGUCUCUGCCCCCGUGCUGUCUGGUGCCCCUGCACAAAGGCUUUUCCCGGCUCCCGGCCUUGCAGUGUCCCCAGGCGAGGCAGUAGCAGACUUGCUGCCCCUGUGGGACUGACCUGGACUCUGCAAACACGGAGGUGAGGGGGAAGCUGAAACCCGUGGGGAAGAGGAAGCCCCUCGCCGUGCCUGCAGAAGCUGCUACUUCACUGGUGGGGCAAGGAGCUGAGCCCUCUGUGAAGCCGGCAUCGACAGGACCUAGGAAAUGCAUUUGCUGGCAGCUUGGCUGCGUCACCCGGAGCUGCCCUGCCUGUAGGGGGCAGUACGUGGUGUAGCCACCGUGAUUUUAGUGCCUUAAUAAACACUUAUCUA
This is a messenger RNA of Emys orbicularis (European pond turtle), 2767 nucleotides long. RefSeq names its product PDZ and LIM domain 7 (gene PDLIM7). Lineage: Eukaryota; Metazoa; Chordata; Testudines; Emydidae. The record is from RefSeq and is a predicted model, not a curated record. The coding region runs from base 43 to 1593 and encodes 516 amino acids. Gene Ontology annotation, biological process: actin cytoskeleton organization; heart development; muscle structure development. Gene Ontology annotation, cellular component: stress fiber; adherens junction; filamentous actin. Gene Ontology annotation, molecular function: muscle alpha-actinin binding; actin binding. The transcript is spliced from 15 exons.